UACUAACAUUUAACGCACUCAUUAUCAUUAGAUUUUGAAUAUCCCCAGUCAGCAAACUGGAAGAGAUCAAAAUGGGGUUUUCACUGUCUUCCAAUUGGAAACAGCUGCAAAGGAAACAAAUAUCCAAAACCAAAGGAAUAGCGAAAAAGCGACCCAAAUCAGCUGCUGCUAUGGUGUCCAAAUCUGUCAAAGCAUCUGCACUUUCAGAUAAAGAACCCAGUGUCUCACUGAAAUUCACAGUCACGGAGUCUACCAAUAAUGUAUCGCAUAGGAAAAGAGAAGUCGGCAAGUAUUUGGCCAUGGACUGUGAGUUUGUGGGGGCCGGAGAAGAAGGGGAAUCUUCGAUCUUGGCUAGGGUAUCGCUGGUAAACUAUCACGGGAUAACUGUUUACGACACUUUCGUUCUUCCAACCGAAAAAGUGACAGAUUGGCGAACCCAUGUGAGUGGUGUUACUCCCGCGCAUAUGAAAGAUGCUGUUCCCUUUAAAGAAGCCCAAAAAAAGGUUUCAGAUUUACUACACGGAAAAAUUUUGGUGGGGCAUGAUGUAGGACAUGACUUGGAUGCCCUGAUGCUUUCUCAUCCAAGAUUCAUGAUAAGAGAUACUGCGAAACAUUCACCUUUCAGAAAAAAGUAUGCAGCGGGCAAAACACCAUCAUUAAAAAAGCUUAGCAAAGAGAUUCUCGGUGUUGAGAUCCAGUCAGGCCAGCACUCAUCUGUCGAAGAUGCUAGGGCCACGAUGAUGAUCUACAAGUCUGCGAAAGCCGAGUUCGAAACUAUAUUAAAGAAACCGCGACAACUUCAUAAGUGACAGAAGCUUUUUGUCAUAGGACGCAUAAUGUGAACUCGCUCUAUAUAAGACAAUUAAUGUAUUCGCCACCUCGAAUUUGCAUUGCCAAAACGUCAUUCUUCCUGUAUGUGAGCUGCUGUGAUCUUCUCCACCAGUUUUCUAAUGAGUUUGUCUCUCUUGGAUUUUUGCUUGGCCUCCAAAGGACUAAGAAAUUCUGAUGACCGAUCUGAGUACGUGAACUCCCAGGCCUUUACUCCGCUAAGGCCAGCCUCGUCCACCUUUAGUAGAAGCUCUUCCGCAUAAGUAUUUCUGUUAUUAUAUUCUUGACGUGUGAUCAUACCCGAAAUCGUAUUCAGAGUAGUGUGCAACAGCCUAGUGGAUGAAGAAGUCUCGGCUACUUUUCUCAUUGUUUUGAUCAUAAAAUUGAAUGCGCGCCAAGCAAUUUUAGGAUUUCUCUGAGUGAUUACAUCGUAGAGCUUCAAGCAUUUGUAAAUAAUCGUUUCAUCCCCUUUUUGAACGUUGAAGCAACGACAUAAAUUCAGUGUGUUCACAUAAACAUCCGGAGUAUCUGAAUCGAAAUAAUCAAGAAACACUUUUGGGACAUGAUAACUGUCACUUAUUCUCACCAAUUCAAGCUCCCUCAUGCCGCAUUCGUACAGCGUACUCAUAAGUUCAGAGUCAUUUUGAGAGAAAACAAAUAGGUAGAAGGCAUACGAUAUUGUGUUUAAAUCAAACUGCCUGUGGUAUUUUUUCACAAACUUCAUGCUUUCUCUGUAUCUGGCUGAUAAAAGUGUCUCAAGGCAGCCAAAUGUAGGGUCUGUUGCGAAAGGGAUUUGGAGGCCUUUAGAGCAAACACUUGUCAUCAAAACAUCGAAAUGUUCUUUGGUGACAUCGAUAUCAUGAACUGAUUCGAGUUCCUCCAGAACACCUUCGAAAACCGCCCUGUGAUUGAAUAGGUAGUCUCUGAUUUCGACGUCAGUUUCACUCAAAUGAUUGGCAACCUUCUUCAGUGCAGCACUCAUAAUUUUUAUCGAAUACUGAUAAAAAAUCACAUUAUCGGACAAAGACAGAGCAAAUCCAAUCCAGAAGAAUUGUGGGGCAAAAGGAGAGCUAGACGGAACCCCUUCGGUAAGUUUCGUAAAUGAGUGUAGCACACAAAUCAUCAUGUAAAGCUUGUCAUUGUCUUGCUGAAUUUUAUGUUCCUGAACUGUAAGCAUUUCUGCCAAUACCUUGAGAAAUUUUGUGACAAUGCUGUAGCUGACACCUUCCCUGACUAGACUGCCCAACACGAGCAUCGCACGUCCCUGAAGUUGGGCUUCCUCUAAAAAGGCUAUAUUAAGCACGUAAGAAUUCCAUUUGAUGAGAUGCAGUUCGUAGUCCGCUGGAUCACAAAGAUCUUUUAAAAAUGAUAUCAAAGAUUCUGUCACUGUAGCAAUCGAAUGGGAUUUGUUUACCAUCUCAAUUCCUGCUUGUUCGGUUGUAGUGGACGCGAUUCCAUCGUAGCGAGUUAAACCAAACAACAUUCGGUAUCUGGCUCCUUCAAAAAGCUCUAUUUUCUCUCGAAUCAAUUUGAUUUGAGCGGGAGUCAAAUCCUCACGAGAUAGAAACGAAUGGAAUGCUCUCAUUACCAAACGGAGAAUGGAUGUACGAAAUUCCAAUGGCCCUUGGUCCAUGUAUAUCGUCACGAGGUAAAAAAUGUCACUGAUAUACAUCUGAACAAAAACUAUGGAGUCGAAAACAAGAAACGUUAAAAAACGCGUCAAAACUGUCGUUUCAAUCCAUCUUGUGUGGGACUCCAACUCCGACUCGUCAUUGUUGAUGAAGUAUGACCUCUCUCGUAGUCUAUGAAUCAGUAAACCACAUAUUUCCACCGUGGGCGUCAAUGGCCAAUAUUUGGUGAUUUCCUCCCAUCCGUGGCCUUCGGCCUCGUGAUCAAUGGCUGCAGAUAUAAUUUCAUCAAUAACAAUUUCUACCAGCCGAUCUUCCAGGCACAACUCUCCCCAUAUAUAUAAGGCAAAGGCAAGCGUCGUGGACUUGGACUUCCUGCUUGCUCUAACAAACUUUCGAAUUAAAUCGGAAGUUCUUCUUGGACCCCUUAUAGAAUCGGCCGAAUAAACGUAUCUGAAUAUGUUCUUGAUCCAUGGCGAAGAGUAUAUGACAUAUGCAUCUUGUUCUUGCUCCUGACAAUAGUCAAGAGUAUCAAAAAAUCCGGACAAAAAGUCGUAUGUCAGCUGAGGGUGAUUAGCGGCAAGCUGGUCAGAUAGAGCAAAGAUAUACUGCACAUCACCAUACGGAAACUCCAUCGCAUCACUGCUAACAAUCUUUUUUCCAACUGAUAGGCUGAAACAGUCUGUCAUGGCUGUGAGUAAGCGGAACGCAGCGUUUCUAACUUCGUCAAAUUGGGAAAGAAGACCCGUCAAUAUUAUAUUUAGAAGCUUUCCAAUUGAUUUUUCGAUAGACCUGUCCUCUUCAUUAUCCAAAACUUCCGCUGAAUAUUUGGAUUUAGAGAAAUAGAUUGUGCGCAUGAUUUCUGCCUUUUUGGAGGAUGUCAAUAUGAGUCUAAAAUCUGUCAUAGUAUCCGUUGUAGAAAUUUCGUUUGCAACCCCUGUAAAAUUAGAUGGACUCAUGGUUGAUAGUGUCGUGAUCGGAUAUAUAUCAACAAGGUACAGCGUUUUCAUUUUUUGACCAAAUUUGAGUUUUUGAGGUUGAGCAGAAAAUAUCUGAAGGAAUUUGUUCCCAAUCUUCAAGUUCACAGGAACAAACCGUUUGACGCUUUCCUGAUAAAGACUCACAUCAUGGAACGUGACUCUAGCAUCCUUCGUCACGGCAUUGGUAUAAUAUGUAAGACCCUGUUUGGCUAAAGCCUUUUCGUCUUCAUUUGCGCUCACAAAAAACACCUCGCAUUCGGACAGCAUGUUCGCAUUUUCAAAAUGAUGUUUUGCCUCCUUGAGAGAGAUCAAGUACCUGUGAGAGACAUUGAAAAAAUAUAGACGUUUCAAGUUUUUCCUGUAUUUUUCAGCGAGAAGAGUGAACAUCAAAUCCAAUACUGGACUCAAUAAGGUAUCAUUGUUGUAAGCCGUGCAAUCGAUUAAGAUGCAAUACGGAUUUUCCCAGUAUUUGCUGCUUGUGAGAAAUAGCUGAUAGCACAAGAUUUCGGGUGAAGGCUUCUCUUCUUCGCAAUAAAUUUGGAACAUAUCCACAAUUACAAGUGGAAAACCGUCCCUCGUAAUAGAUUCCUUGAUCAUAGGUUUGAAUUGUCUGUCGGGCAAAGAAACUUGCGACAUAAAAUCGUACAAUUGGACUCCUCGUUCGGACUGGUCUCUCCUGAUAGAUUCGGGAAUUUCAUAAACAGUGAUCCUUUUGGGAACUCCCGACCUCGAAAGAAAGUUGUCAAUUUCUCUAAUCAUUACAAACCGUUCCUCCAUAGGGACAUCAAAAAUGGGCGACGGUUUAGAGUAUAUCAUGCGAACAUCAAGCCAGUGGUCGUAUAAAAAGUUAUGAAAGAAGCUGUAUUCGGUUUCGAUACAACUCUCGUCUAUGAUGUUCUCUGACUCGUCUGACAGCAUUGCGGCAUCUGAAACAUUAGUCACCUCUACCAUGAAUUUGUUGAUCUUGGCUUUUUGCUCCUUUAGGUCCUCAAUCUUAUUCUGCAAAAGUGGAAUCUUAACAGAGACAGAACUUUCAUUGGCAAGCAACUGCAGGAUACGUGCAAUUUGCAUCAAUGAGCGCUUCAUCGGAACAGAGAUCAACGGCAAAAUAUUCAAGCCUUCUGGGGACACAAUUGCUGGAUUAAAUAGUCUCAAGAAUAAGAAUGCUCCUAGAACCGAAAGCUUAGAUUCUGGAAAUGUGAUAGAUGUCGUAUCAUAAAUUGUCUUCGAUAUCGAUCUUAGGCCUUUUGGAAUCUGGUCCACAGAGUUCGUAAUGGCGUCAACUAUCAUGGUGAAGUAUUUCAUAAACAGGCGCAAGUUUUCUUCACAAUUUUCGUCGUCUACGCUGAUCUUUUCGAUUUCGAAGUAUUCGCCAGAGUUUUGCAAUUCAUAAAAAAUCGGCUUGAAUAUACUCACCAGGUAAUUUUUGGCAACUCUGUGCGAGUAAAGGGCAACCAUCCGGGUCGCCACGGUAUUUGAUCUUAAAAUCUCAACGUAAUCACUCGUGUCUAGUAUAUCCGCACGAAGUAAGGAUGUAAUCAUUGAAAGCUCCAGUUCCUUAUCGUUUGUCAGUGUAAGCAAGGACUUGGCAAAAUCGUCAACCUCUGAAGUAGGACAGACUUGAGUACACGAGUAUAGCAGUAAUCUGUCGGUGGCGACGAGGCCAAGGCCUUCUGUCAUUAUUUCCUUUCUUUGAAAAUCUGAGUCUGUAUUCAUUUGUAUGCUGAGAUUCUUCACAAUGCUUGUAAAGACGUUUAUGAAAGAUGACCUCAGUAAAAUGUUUUCGUGAUACCCCAAUGGGAGAGAAUGUUUGAGCCCAAGGUCAGAAUUUGACUUAAGUAGAUUGAUGAGUGCCUGAAUAAUGUUUUUGACAAUAAUUGAGGAUCUAUGACGAUCUGCCAUGUUCAUACCUUCAGAUUGGUCGGAAACAUCAAGGUGUUCGAGGAUUCUUACAAACAAAUUGAAAUAGUUGCUAAAUGCCACUUCGUUUGCCAAAUUACCGUGAACCCUUCCAUGCAUACCGCCAUUGGAAGCAUCCAAGGGAAGACCAAAUAGAAUGAUUUUGAGGAUCAACGAUGUCUCAACUUUUAUGUCAUAGUGAAUAUCAUUCAAGUCCUGUUGCAAAGC
This is a messenger RNA of Ogataea polymorpha, 5563 nucleotides long. RefSeq lists its product as uncharacterized. The record is from RefSeq and is a predicted model, not a curated record. NCBI's taxonomy places the organism in Eukaryota, Fungi, Ascomycota, Pichiomycetes, Pichiales, Pichiaceae. Bases 72 to 809 code for a protein of 245 amino acids. Gene Ontology annotation, cellular component: nucleus. The transcript has a single exon. Gene Ontology annotation, molecular function: 3'-5' exonuclease activity; nucleic acid binding. Gene Ontology annotation, biological process: rRNA processing; ribosomal large subunit assembly.